AUGACUGUGGGGACGUUUUACAAGUGGGAGGAUCACAAUCACGGACUGGAACACAAAUGUGGAACCUGCGCAACUGUGUUGUCGUCACCACGCGCCAAAAGAACGUGUUUCGGUAUUCACGAAGAGGUUUGUCCUGCAUAUCACAAGACGCUUCAUUUUGUCGGUGCGAGUCACCGGUGUGUAGCUUGCUUAAAUACCAUCGAAGCUCAUAGCAAACGCCACCUUGAGAUUGCUGAAAUCAUAAAGGCCAUUCGCCGUCUAGAAGGGAGCCCUAGCACAGAAAGUCCACUCUACAACAACAAAAGGAAAGGCAAGAAGAGAGACGACUCGAACCUUGACCAUUCAAAUGAUGGAAGUGAGCAUGUUGGUGGAGUUGAUCCAGAGCGAGAUGUCGAAUGGGAUAGCAACUCAAGCACUCUCAAUAAUGAUGAUGAUGACGACGCCAAGGAAAGGAAGCAGUGCUGGUCCGGGAUCAUGGAAAAUGCUGAUGCCCGCAAAGCAGCAAAGGCCGAACGGAAGGCAGCAAAACAUCAAGUCCUCUUCGACGUCACAACCCAGGAGGAAUUGGCUACAGUCGAGAAAGCUUUGCAUCCAGAGUCCAAGCAUGAAGCCAGCGCAGUCUCCAAGAGUCAAGGACUAGCGGACAACCGCACGAUUGACGAGAACAUCGGGUUCAACGCAAGCACCUUUAAAUGGAGUAAGCUACAACUAGGUCUACACGUGAAGAAGAUAGCCAAAAGCAAUGACAGCAAGCAAAAGCCCAAUACCCCUCAACAAGACAACGAGAUCCUCAGCCCCAUCUUUGCCAGCCUCGGUAUUGAUACCAAUCUCUCGAAAGCGAGCAAAGGACGCAAGUCUCUCGAUGCCAGACUUCGCGCUGCAAUUCUUGGAGACCUUGUGGCUUUCGAAAACGACCAAGUGGAGACUAUGCAGCGCAUGGCCGGCUACUGGCGUUACGCCAACAGGCGCAUUUACAAUGAAAUGGUCCGGAACAACCAGCUCUGGGACUGGGCCACUGGUGAGAAACUGCCUGAGAUCAGGGAAGAAGUCGAGCUGGAUGUUAUCGAAGAGGAGGAUGAGAACGCAGAAGAAGCUAGCAACCUAGUUAGAGAGACGGGAGGACAGAUUCCUGAGAACUGGGAUGACCCAGAUUUCGAGCUCCCUGCUGAACAGAAGGGGCUUUCUCUGACUCCUCUCCCUGACAGAUCGAACAGCAAUGGGGAGGUGGGCAGGAGCGGUACACUUACAAAGCAGUCGCAUGCAGACCGCGACACGAAGCUGGAUCAGGAGAUCGACGAAUCAACCAGAGACUGCAUCACGAAUACCCCUAUCCCCGAAUUGUCCUUCAGUCCUGGACGCCUUCCCGGUCAAACUCUGAGCUUCAAGGUUCUAUCACCACUUUCCAGCAAUGAAGAUUGGGAGGCGCUUCGUGAUGAGUCUGGAAACCACACCAAGGAAGGCUCUAAGGUCCUUGGUAGUCCUACCCCUAGAAGUCCUCUCUCACCCAUGACUUCCAACCCCAAACACGAGAAAGGCUUCCAGGGUAUCAAAGACACCCGCGUCUUCGCGAAAGCGAUUCGAAAAGUCCCGCCGCCUUUCCAGGAUACACCACGUACUCCACAACCGAUCAGAAACCUCUUGGCACCAGCAACCCCGAACAGAGACACCCCGGACCUCCUCAACCGCUUCGGAGCGCUCAACCACGAAACCCCCGCCCCCUGCGAAGAGGUCCAGAAAGCGGACCCGCCCCCCGUCAAAUCGGUGCUCACGAUCCCGGCCACGCCCAUCGUCAAGACGUUGGCUAUCCACGCUGAGCAAGACGAGUGGAAAACACUGCGGCGAGGGGCAAAGGUGAAGACGGGGGCGAAAGGUGGGCCGGCGGUAGCCCUGAGGGAGAAGGCGGCUGUCAACGUCUACGCCAAAAAGUUCGCUGGGGGGAAGAGCUUCGCGGCCGCGGUGAAGAGGGGGCUAAUGAACGACGAGUAA
Messenger RNA from Letharia columbiana, 1986 nucleotides. RefSeq lists its product as uncharacterized. NCBI's taxonomy places the organism in Eukaryota, Fungi, Ascomycota, Lecanoromycetes, Lecanorales, Parmeliaceae. The coding region runs from base 1 to 1986 and encodes 661 amino acids. The transcript is spliced from 6 exons. The record is from RefSeq and is a predicted model, not a curated record.